AUGGACAGUUGGCUCGUUUUUCCAAAGGAAUGGUGCAAUCAGUUGAAGUGUAAAAAUCGGGAACCCGAUUUCUCGAACCCGGACACGACAUGUGUGUGUCAUCACAACCCGGCGGAUUAUCCCUAUGACAUAUGCAAAAAUCUAUUCCCUAGAGACAGUGAUUUUGCCAAUCGCCAAGCAAUCUUGGAUAAGAAUCGAGAGAGAAGCCAGGGAACAGUUGAGUACGUCGAACUCCUCGGCAAAAGAGUUUCCACUUCUGUCGUCAGCUACAUAAUAGUGGGUUUGUUGCUGUCAGUUUCAGUAUUGACCUUGGUGAUGCUUGUCCUCGGUGGAAAACGAUUACGACAAAAACGUGCCGAACGUCAGCGCCAAAUACGAUUGGCCAGAGAGACACUGAUUCUGCAAAGAGCUGACGACGAUCGAUAUCUACCAUCUGCUUGA
Caenorhabditis briggsae is the source of this 441-nucleotide messenger RNA. The record is from RefSeq and is a predicted model, not a curated record. Lineage: Eukaryota; Metazoa; Nematoda; Chromadorea; Rhabditida; Rhabditidae. The transcript has 4 exons. The coding region runs from base 1 to 441 and encodes 146 amino acids.